UUCGUUUCUCACCCGAGAAGCAAAGCAGCAGCAAACAGAUCUGUGAGGUUCUGAAAUGGAAAUGGAAAUGGGUUGUUGACCUAAUUUUGGUGGAGCUAAUCAAUUUCAAAGAAGGGGAUUUGAGGCAAGAAUACAGGAAUUGUAGCUACAGAAAUUUGGGGAUUUUCAGAGUGCAAAGGCAUGAGCGGUGAUUCAAUUGACUUGACUUAGCGCCUGCAGAAUGAGUUCGAUUGUGAACUGGUGAUGCUCAAGGCAUCUCUUCUCAAUCAAUUUGCUAUUGAUGUAUGGGGUUCUCGAUUUGCUAGUGGUCUUGAUAGCGAAUUAGGUCUGAGUUUUGGGGGUUCAAAGUUAAAUAAUGAUGAGUACUUGUUUAGUGGAUCUGUGGUUUAAAGUAUUGAAGGGUCCUUACUGUGAAUUUUGGUCCGAACAAGAAGAGAUUAACAGCAGCAACGUUCCAGCAGGCGAUGAAGUUGGAUGAAUAGGUUUGAUGUUAAUGGAAUGGAAGCUGGGGGUUUCUCGGUGGUUGAUUACUUGCAGUUUUGUUUCAAUUCGUACAAGGAGGUGCAGACUGUGGCCGGAGUUGGAUGCUAUGGCCUGACUUUGAUAGGGCCUGAAUUAAGAAAGUGGAGGUUGUGAUUGGACUGGGCUUUGGUGGUCGCUGUCACCAAUACAAGAGAAGAACUAGAGUGCUAUUUAAGGCAGGAAUGAGGAGAAGAAAAAGGACGCCGUAAUCAGGGAAGAAUCUAGGUUUUGCUAUUUUGCUUUCUGCAAUUCAUAUGCUUUACUUGUUAUUAUCUAUAUUAUUUUUUAUGGCUUUUAAGAAAACCAUGUCUAGCUAAACUCCUCAUUAGGGUGAAAUAUGAACUUGUAGGUUGAAUUUACUUGUGUUCUCAAACAAUGGUUUCAAAAAUAAAAGCUUAACGUAAUGUUUGUGUUUCUCAAGAUUGGGUUGUUUGUUUAAUGAGUUUUUCAUGUUUUAUGCCAUGUAUAUUUCAUAGUUGAAUUCUUGAACAACAUCCAUAUAGAACCUUGGUGAUAAAUGAUUUAUGAUAAUCCUAUGACUACUUAUGCCUUGUAUGAUUAGUGCUCAGGAUUUCUACCUUCUAGGUUGAGAACAAACGUAUCCUCUUGAUAAUCCUUAUCUACUGUUCUUAAUUGAAAUAUCUUCCGUGUUUCGAUAGCUAGGUUUGCUAUUGUUCAUGAGUUAAAUGAGACCUUUGUGAGAUACAUAAGUGAAACUUUAGCCUAUAACGGAUUCCGUAACCCUAAUAUUUCUACAUCCUUGAUUACAUAUCAUUAUAAAUUUUCUUUAUUUUACUUGACAUCUUAUUUCUUAAUACAACAUCUCUGAAAUAUUGAAUUUUGGUUAGCUCGGUCUUGAUAUUAAUUAGUAGUAGUUUUCGCACUCCUUGAGGGAACAAACCGUGCUUUCUAUUGUGUGCUAUUUUUGACACCGUGCACUUGCGGUAAAACAAAGUCGGUCUACCGAUCCAUCAAGUUUUUGGCGCCGCUGCUGGGGAGUGGUUGCAUAAUACUCUCUAAUUGAUAUCUUUUUGUAUAUAGCUUAUUUUUAUAUUAUUUUUGUACAUAAUUUUUUUUUUACGUAGCUUGUUUGAUUAUCUUUAGGUAUCUUAGCUUGAAGAGCGCAGCUGGAAUCUCUCGAAAAUAGGCAGAAAAAUAAGUAUUUCGCUGAGAUUUUGCAAGGUGAGUUUGAACUGAAUUCUGCAUUUUGUUAGCUUUCACAAGAUCUACCUAUUUGUUGGGUAGAGAAUUGUUUAAAUAGUCUUGUUAGAGUUAACUCUUUAUACAUGACGGGAACGAAUGGUGAGGGUACGAACCCUCCGAUUAGAAGUUUGAGAGACUAUAUGUAUCCAACUAGAGUCUCUCAACUUUCUUGUAUUGUUUUGCCUACCACCACAGCAAUCUAUGAGAUUAGAGCAAGCACCAUUCAAGCACUUCCUAAAUUUUAUGGCGAGGAGAAUGAAAAUCCUUACUACCACAUUAGAGAUUUUGAAGAAUUCUGUGGAACAAUGAAAUUCAAAGACUUAGCUGAUGAGUAUCUUAAACUUAGGUUGUUCCCUUUUUCCUUAAAGGAUAAGGCUAAAUCUUGGCUAAAUGCGUUAGCUCCUUCAUUAAUUAGUACCUGGAAUGACAUGACUAAUAUAUUCUUGCAUAAACUCUUUCCUAGGCAUAAAACUACUGCCAUUCGUCAAAAACUAUAUAGUUUUUCGCAACAAGAAGGAGAAUCUCUUUAUGACUAUUUAGAGAGGUUCCAUGAUCUCUUGUUACAAUGUCCACACCAUGGGUUUGACACUCCUAGGAUCACGUUGAUCCUUUAUGAGGGAUUAGAUUACAAAACAUUGACUACGGUAGAAUCACUUUGUGGUGGUAAUUUUCCCGAUAAAAGUGCUGAAGAAGGUUAUAAAUUUUUGCAUGAAGUAGCUGAAAAAAACCAAGAGUGGGAGGCUACAGAAACCAUAAGAUCAGUAACCAGUAGCAAUGGGGUUCACAGAGUUGACAAUGACUUCGAGGCCAAGUUCGCUGGUUUGACACGAAGACUUGAGUCGUUAGAAAGAAAGGCUAAAAUUAAGCCUGUUGAUUUUAUUACACAUCCAUCUUCUAUUCCUAGCGAUUUUUCUGACCAAAGUAUCCCUAGUUUGGAAGAAAGCAUGAGCUUGUUUGUGCAGGCUACUCAAAGAUCUAUGGCGAACUUAGAGCAUCAACUAGACCAGCUUGCUAGCCAACUGAAUGAGCGGGAGAAGGAUCAGAUCUCGCGUCAAAUACAGCCCAACUCCAAGGGUCCUUUUGAGGUAAGCACAUCUGGUUCUAAGCCGACUCAUCAUGUCCAGGCCUACUCUACUCUAAGAAGUGGACGGAUCGUUGAUAACCAUGUUAGUGAUCCUGAGGAGAACAAGCAAGUUAGGAACCCGCCUGCCAUUAAACAGGUAACUCCUUCAACACCAAAGGAAACGAAUGAAACCGAGAAAGGUAAAUCUGAAAUUUCUUAUGUUCCUCGCGCUCAUUUUCUUCAAGCAUUACUACCCCGUAAGAAAGGAGUUAGCUCCAGUGACAUCUUAGAAGUGUUUAAACAGGUUAAAGUUAACAUUCCUCUCUUAGAUUACAUUAAACAAAUUCCUUCUUAUGCCAAGUUUCUAAAAGAUAUGUGCACUGUGAAACGAAAAUUGAAUGCACAUAAGAAAGCUUUCCUUACUGAACAGGUAAGCUUGAUUAUUACACAGAAAACUCCACCCAAAUUUAAAGAUCCAGGUGGUCCUACGAUUGCUUGCACUAUAGGAGAACAUAGAAUUGAACAUGCAUUGUUAGAUUUAGGGGCCAGUGUGAAUCUCUUGCCAUAUUCUGUGUAUGUGCAGUUAGAACUUGGUAAUUUGAAACCCACUAAUGUUACCCUCCAAUUGGCUGAUAGGUACACUAAAAUUCCUAGGGGAGUGGUAGAGGAUGUUCUUAUACAGGUUCAAGGUUUUAUUUAUCACAUUGAUUUUAUUUUUUUGGAUACUCAACCUGUUUCUAAUCCUAGUGGGAACAUUCCUGUCAUCUUAGGUAGACCUUUCUUGGCUACCUCAAAUGCGGUUAUCAAUUGUCAGAAUGGGAUCAUGGAACUUACUUUUGGAAAUAUGAAAAUAGAGAUAAAUGUGUUUCACCUUUCAAGUUCAUCUUCGAUUUUUGAAACCUGUGAACAUGUAUGCAUGAUUGAUAGUAUGAAUGAUUAUACUUGCUGUUACAAUGAGAAUCUCAAAAACAUUUCUGAAAACUUUGCAGAUCGUGUGGAGUUUAUUGAAACUGAAUUAUCGGAUAAUUGCUUAUCUUAUUUUGCCGAUUCUGACGAUGGUGUCUUAUACGAAACUGCCUCAUUGAAUCAUUCCUUCAUUGAUCCAUAUAGUAGUUCUCAGAAUGCUUGUAUGAAGAUUGAGUAUAUGGAUACUGGUCAGGUAAUUCACAAUGAAAAAAUGGACCAGAAGUUUGUUUGUCUAGAUCUUGAUUCCAACUCCGAUUAUCUCAUGCUUGCUGAAAAUUUUAGUACAUUGCCGCUACUGAUCUCUAGUGAAAGUAAUGUGUCCAGUGGAGUUAUUUCAACAUGGUUAGGGGCAAAUUUAGGGUAUAAGACAAGUGUUGACAUGUCUAAACAUCAUUUGCAUGUUAUGCUUAUAUUUGAGUUGUUUCACAUGACCAGAUGGGCAGGUUGGAAUUAUAGUCCUUUUAAUUGCAGGGUUGAUAUCAAUUUGUUUAUUACUGUGGGCUUUAAUCCUUAUUGUUGUAUGAUCCUCUUUUUAGUGGACUUCCUGUGUUGGGUUGAUCCCCAACUUUUCGGGCUUUACAUAUAUGCUGGCAGGUUGCUGUUAUGCAUCAAUCUUCACUUUGUUUGAGACAACUUGUUGCGCGCAAGCAGGGAACAAAUAUCGUUCGCUUCGUGGGAGUCAACUCAUCAGUUUUGUUCCCUUCACUCUAUCUUCUAUUUUCAUUUGCCUUAGAAUUUCUCACCUUAACUCUACGUUGGAUGACUCAAUUAAAUUGAGGACAAUGUAAAGUUCAAGUAUGGAGGAGUGCUUAAGUAUAUAUAGAUUUUUGGCAGGCAUUUAAUUUCGUUAUGAAUUUUCUUCAAAAAAAAAAAGUAUAUUUAUAAAGAAAAAAGGGAUCAAUUUUGUGAAGAAAAUACCAGCUGUUGAGCGGGUCUUAAAAAAAUUUCUUUUGUAUAACAUGACCAGCUGUUGAGCGGGUCAUUCUGAUUAUCAGUCUCGCUGUUUAGCAGACUUCUUUAAGCCACUGUUUAGUGGUUUCGUCUUGCUGUUUAGCAGACACUUCUCAACCACUGUUUAGUGGUUCGUCUUGAUGUUUAGCAGACAUCUCCCCAUCUCCUAUUUUAUCCAGCUGUUGAGCGGACUUCCCCAUCUCCUAUAUUAUCCAGCUGUUGAGCGGAUACCCCUAUCUCCUAUAUUAUCUAACUGUAGAGCGGAUUUUUGUUUUGUUUUGCUCGGGACUAGCAAAAUAUAAGUGUGGGGGAAUCUGAUAAGCACGAAAGUGCGACACUUUUAUACCCGCAUUUAUACUAGCUAGGUCUCGAUAUUUAUCUAAUAAUAUUAUUUUAAGUCAAUUACAGGAAUUACAAUUAAAAUCUGUUCACCCGAAGAAUAAUUGGCUAAACAAGGAUCUGAAUGGCGUUUCCGAAAACAAAGCCCAGCGCAGCAAAAGAGAUAAGGCCUAUGGUGAUCUGCCUUUCAUGCCCAUGCUGCUCAUGGCUCGAACCACUUGCUUAGCUGCAUCAUUUGACUGCCACGGCUGUAGUUCAGUAGAAGGAAGAAACGUCACUAUACCAAGCAUGUGAGCGGCACGAGUGGGUCUAAGAAGAACAGAAGGCGUGGCUGCUUAUGCACCACAUUUUCUUAUCAUCAUAUUCUCGUCUUUGUCAAAAAAUGAAACAUUCAUUUCUCACCCGAGAAGCAAAGCAGCAGCAAGACAGAUCUGUUAGGUUCUGAAAUGAAAAUGGAAAUGGGUUGUUGAACUAAUUUUGGUGGAGCUAAUCAAUUUCAAAGAAGGGGAUUUGAGGAAAGAAUACAGGAAUUGUAGCUACAAAAAUUUUGGGAUUUUCGGAGUGCAAAGGCAUGAGCGGUGAUUCAAUUGACUUGACUUAGCGCCUGCAGAAUGAGUUCGAUUGUGAACUGGUGAUGCUCAAGGCAUCUCUUCUCAAUCAAUUUACUGUUGAUGUAUGGGGUUCUCGAUUUUCUAGUGGUCUUGAUAGCGAAUUAGGUCUGAGUUUUGGGGGUUCGAAGUUAAAUGAUGAUGAGUACUUGUUUAGUGGAUCUGUGGUUUAAAGUAUUGAAGGUUCCUUACUGUGAAUUUUGGUCCGAACAAGAAGAGAUUAACAGCAGCAACGUUCCAGCAGGCAAUGAAGUUGGCUGAAUAGGUUUGAUGUUAAUGGAAUGGAAGCUGGGGGUUUUCGGUGGUUGAUUACUUGCAGUUUUGUUUCAAUUCGUACAAGGAGGUAAACGUGUAAGCUUCAAUCAAAGAAUGGAGAUGGAUUUUGACCUAAUUUGGUAUUGGCUAAUGGUGAUUUUUUGGGUAUUAUGAAAUGUAAAUGAAGAUGAAGUUUCAAGACUAAAAUUCACUGCAGAAAGGGGUCAACAACAUCAACGAAUUUGAGGGUCUGUAUGCAGUCUCAAGUUGGAGUUAAUCGAAAGUUCUCGGUCUGAAUAAAUGCAGCGUCAAUGGGGUGGUUGCUGAGAUGGUGCUACUAAUAUUUGCACUGGUACAACUAUUACAUAUGGGGUUCAGUUUGUGUGGUUGGAAUUUGAUUGAGAAGGCGAGAUUAAGGUGUUGUGUAUGGCUGACAUUUAUGUUGAGAUGUGCAUUCAGUGGUGGAAGUGAUGGGUUAGUACCAGAUAUAGGCUUGAUUGACGGAACUGUUGACAUGGGCAUGGACUGAGUUGGUUGUUGAGAUGUGCAUUCAGUGGUGGAAGUGAUGGGUUAGUACCAGUUAUAGGCUUGAUUGACGGAACUGUUGACAUGGGCAUGGACUGAGCUGGUUGUUGGUGGUAUAGGUCUUGGCGGUGAACAAGAAAGGAAGGUGCUGCUGCCAUGGUCAUGGCUGUGAACAAGGAGGUGCUGACUGUGGCCGGAGUUGGAUGCUAUGGCCUGACUUUGAAAGGGCCUGAAUUAAGAAAGUGGAGGUUGUGAUUGGACUGGGCUUUGGUGGUCGCUGUCACCAAUACAAGAGAAGAACUAGAGUACUAUUUAAGGCAGGAAUGAGGAGAAGAAAAGGGACGCCGUAAUCAGGGAAGAAACUAGGUUUUUCUAUUUUGCUUUCUGCAAUUCAUAUGCUUUACUUGUUAUUAUAUAUAUUAUUUUUUAUGGCUUUUAAGAAAACCAUGUCUACCUAAACUCCUCAUUAGGGUGAAAGAUGAACUUGUAGGUUGAAUUUACUUGUGUUCUCAAAUAAUGGUUUCAAAAAUAAAAGCUUAACGUAAUGUUUGUGUUUCUCAA
This is a messenger RNA of Papaver somniferum (opium poppy), 6993 nucleotides long. RefSeq lists its product as uncharacterized. Lineage: Eukaryota; Viridiplantae; Streptophyta; Magnoliopsida; Ranunculales; Papaveraceae. The record is from RefSeq and is a predicted model, not a curated record. The transcript is spliced from 2 exons. Bases 1809 to 4382 code for a protein of 857 amino acids.